Paramecium tetraurelia is the source of this 879-nucleotide messenger RNA. RefSeq lists its product as uncharacterized. The transcript has a single exon. NCBI's taxonomy places the organism in Eukaryota, Ciliophora, Oligohymenophorea, Peniculida, Parameciidae. The record is from RefSeq and is a predicted model, not a curated record.
AUGCUAAAAUAGAAACAUAUUUAUAUUGAAAAUAUUCUUUAUUUGCUAUUUAGAUUUGAUCAACACAUAUAUUUUAUCGUAACAUAAUUUUCCACUUCUAUUGGAGUCAUAUUUAUUUAAUAUUGUCUCAAUAAUGUCUUUUUCUAUGAAUACGCAACAAUACUUUUUUAAAAAUUGUACAAAGGGUUAUAUCAAGACUUCCAUUUUUUCCAAAUCAAAAUACACAAAGUCCUUUUGACUAUCUUUUCUGUAUCAUCUUUGGCAACUCUUUUAUCUAAUUUUUUCAAAUAACACAAUUUCCAAUUAAUCCAAGAUGCAUCUGUAAAAUAAUACUCUUCCUUCUUACUUGGAAGUGUUGCAUUACAAUCAGCAUCAUAAUUUAAAAAUUCCUUUUCAUUUAUAAUUUGGCUUGUUACUUUUGGAUAUUUCAUUCACAAAUCCCUUAAUGACUUAUUAAUCCGUUUUCUAUUUUGUUCUUGCUCUGGGGCUUAAUAGAGUCUAAAAAGAUUUUCCAAUUUUGCAAUCUCCUUUGGGUUGAUUAAUUCAAAAAGGAAAAUGUGCUUCUUACUAUAUUUAGUCUCUUUUCAAUCAUAUUUUCUCUAAUCAAAUUCACAAACUCUGCUAAAGCAUAUUUUCCAUCUUUAUUUUAGAUAUAUUUAUCAUAUGCUUCUCUCACUUCUCAAGAAGUUAGAAAUACACCAAAUUUAGACAGGAACUUUUAGGAUUCGUCCUUAUCCAAAUAUCCUUUUUUUUCGAUAAAAUAGCUCAAAUCAUGCCAUUAAUUAAUACACUCCUUCCAUGUCUUCUAUUUUACGAACAUGUAAUUAACCUCUAAUCUUAUUCUAAACUAAGUCCAAUUUCUCCAAUCCAUCGGUUUGA